Vitis riparia (riverbank grape) is the source of this 753-nucleotide messenger RNA. RefSeq lists its product as uncharacterized. Gene Ontology annotation, cellular component: mitochondrion. The transcript has 3 exons. Bases 114 to 407 code for a protein of 97 amino acids. Lineage: Eukaryota; Viridiplantae; Streptophyta; Magnoliopsida; Vitales; Vitaceae. The record is from RefSeq and is a predicted model, not a curated record.
AUUGCACACCGAAGCCAAACACAAAUAAGCGCACUGCACAACCGGCGUGGUAUAAUCGUUGCUGAUCGUAAUGGAAUAAAACCCUAGAAAACGGUUAAACCCUUGAGUCGACGAUGGCUGCUUCAACGGUUUUGUCCAGAUUAUCGUGUCGUUCAUCGUCUUUGGCUUUAAAAUUCACCUCCAGAUCAACCAAACCCUCGGUUUCUCCCUUGAAAUCGAGCUCUCAAUCUCAGUCCGCUUCGACUAAGCGCACUUCUCGGAUUCCAAGAUUACCGGUGCAAAUGAGUAGCUUAGUUUCAAUGAUGCCAUUGCAUAGCGCAAUUGCUUCUGCUCGGCUGACAUCAGUCCUUUCAGUAGAGUCGCAGAGCUGGGGUUUGAUUCCUCAAGGCAUCUCCAUGCCUUUAUGACAGAUAGUAGCUCCUUCAUCAGAAUCAUCACAGGUUCCCACCAUUGCAAAUGGAUCUUCUAUUUUGUUAAAAUUUUAUGAAGGAUGUUAACCCAGUCUCUUUGAACUUUAUUCCAAGGGGUGACUUGGUGAAAGUUUUUUGUUCUUUUGAUUCCCUUGUUCCCUUGUUUAAAUCGGCAUCAUGAAUGGACAUGUUCAGCACUGAUGUUAAUCACUCCUUUUUAUUCCCUUUCUCGGAGCUUCUCUUUCUUCAUGGUCAGUCAGAAAGAGGAUUGGAUAUCUGGUGAAUAAUGUUUAUCUUACUGCCCUGUUAGAAUUGAUUUUUUCCGAGGUUCUUGCUGCUGUCA